Messenger RNA from Camponotus floridanus (Florida carpenter ant), 1842 nucleotides. Its product is annotated as dynein beta chain, ciliary-like. The record is from RefSeq and is a predicted model, not a curated record. The coding region runs from base 1 to 1842 and encodes 613 amino acids. The transcript is spliced from 7 exons. NCBI's taxonomy places the organism in Eukaryota, Metazoa, Arthropoda, Insecta, Hymenoptera, Formicidae.
AUGACUACUCCGGAUGCACCACCGGAUUUUCGACUCGAAUAUAUCGGAAGUUUUGUGCAAAAAAGUCUGAAAUUAAAACCAGAAAAAUGGGGAAGAUUAUUACUGACGGAAGAGUAUCGAAAUGUGGUGCUAGACUUUUUGGACAAGCCAUUACCAAUCGCUCUUUUUGUCGUUCUAACAUCGAACGCACAAUUAGUGGCAUCGUCUAAUUUUCCCAUACCGUACCAGAGAACAAAAGGAGUUUAUGCCGUUAAGGUAAAGCAAGCACCGCUACCAAAAGACAAAGAGGGAUGUUCGACCAUGUUAAUCGUCGGAGAUCUAUCGCAUCGGAUUGUCGAUCAAUUGGCUACGUUAGUCGAUAAUAUAUUCGCUCCUCUUCUUACUAAGCCUGAAAAUCAUAAGGACUUGCCGGAAAUAGCAAUUCAAGACAUAUGUAAGCAUGUACACGCUCUUCGUGGUACGUUAUAUCAGGUGAAAGGUCAAGUAAACGGAAGAACGGUGUUACCUAUGCCAGCGGGUCUCGAAAAGGUGACAGAGGUCGAAAGAUUGGUUUCCGCAGAAGGUCCACAGGCAGUUGAUCUGUAUCUGAAAAGUGCUAUAGAGGGUGUCGUGAUAAAGUGGGCUUAUUUAGUAAAUGACGUGGUCACUCAUGAAUCUGGCGUCGCGUUCGAAAAUGGCCAAAAUCCAACGCCCAAUAUCGAGCUGGAAUAUUGGUCUACUAGAUUGGCAAAUUUGAGAUAUAUUUACGAUCAAUUGCAAGAGGACCGGGUGAAAAAGAUGGCGACGAUUCUCGAAAAAACCGACAGCGCAUACUUUCCCUGCUUCCGUACAUUGUUCGAUAAUGUUGUUUCUUCAUUAGCCGAGGCAAAAGAGAUAUCGUUGUAUUUGAUGCCUUUAGCGAAGUGUUUCAAGUCUGUAGAGGAGAUUGAUUUCGCCGAGGCUAAACCGCUGAUGGCAACAUUAAUACAUUCGCUCGGAUUAGCAUGGGCGAAAUGCAAAAGUUAUCAGAGUUCUAGCAAGCUCAUCAUCAUGCUUCGGCAGAUAUGUAAUCUAUUAAUACAAGAAGCACGUCGAUUUCUCGAUCCAACAUCAAUAUUUCAAAGCGACGUGGACGAAGCUCUUCAACGCGUUAAAAUAUCAAGAGGAGUCUUGGAAGAAUUCAAAAGACAAUUCGAAUUGAGAAAGAAUAUGCCUGGCUUGAAACUGGAAGCACCACCUUGGACAUUUAAUUCGACCGCCGUCUUCACUCGUCUUGAUGCUUUUUUGAAACGGCUGGCGGAUAUCGAAUGGCUCUUCGAUACCGUCCUUGAAUUUUCCAAGUUAGAGAAGAUUGAAAUAGGCGGCAUUCUCGGACGGUCCUUGAGCGCGAGAAUCAUAAGUGUAUUUAAAGAAUUCCAACAACUUUUCGUUUCCUUCACUGUGAGAGCCAGCGACGUUCUUGAGCCAGACGACGAGUCCUUCGUCGUCGAUUGUACGAAAUUCGCAGAGUCCAUCUCGGAUCUUGACAGCAAGUUGGCGUCGAUUUUAUGUCAAGCUUUCGACGAUUGUGGCAAUCUCGAAAGCGUUUUCAAGUUGAUAAAUAUCGCUGGAUCGGUUCUGGAGCGUCCUGUCAUACGAAAGCAAUUCACUAAUCGAUAUGCUAGGAUCCUCGAGCUUUUGAACAUGGAACUCUCGGUGGUGGAAGUAUUGUUUAAUCGCGGCACCAGAGGUGCUCUGAUUGAUCUGCCACCUUUAGCCGCUUCUUUAACGUUCACAAGCAUGUUGAAACAGCGUAUCGAUUUACCUAUACAAUCGUUUAAAGCCAUGUCACAUCCGUACCAUCAUGCAUGGCGACGAAGGUAA